Prorocentrum cordatum is the source of this 2203-nucleotide messenger RNA. Lineage: Eukaryota; Dinophyceae; Prorocentrales; Prorocentraceae. The record is from the annotation of a GenBank genome assembly.
AGCCAUUUUGGCUCAAGCCCUUUGGGCUCAGGCAGUUUUGACCCCCGUCGCAGGGACGUCCGUCGGUUUGACACAUGUCCCAGUCCAGCGGCUAGUCUUCGAGGAAGGGAUGGCCGGUUUGGAGGCCAGGCGGCGGAGCGGAGGGUCUGACAUCGCGGCUGCCCUUGCGCUGGCCGCUGCGUGCCAGUUGGCGGUGGCCCACCUUGGUUACCUCUGCGUAGCCAGCUGCUUGCCGCCCGGCUUAGAGAGGUGCACGUCGCCCGCCCGCUGGCCGCAAUGGCCGCCACGGAUGGCGGCGGGGGUGGUGUUGCCUUGGAGGUCGGGUGCAAGGUGAGAGCGAAGUCGCCGGACGACGGCAGGUGGUAUCCUGGCAGGAUCAAAGAUGCGGUCGGCAGUUCUUGGUUGAUUGCCUGGGGCGAUCCAGACGGUGGGCCAGAGACGGACACGCUCUAUGAGGAGGCCAUCUAGAUGAGAACCUUUUGCUGGGACCACGCGGUGGGCGACGACUGCAAGGCCAUUUCCCAAGACGACGGCCUCUGGUACCCUGACACGGUUGCGGCGGUCCUGGGGCAGAAGAAGUUCCGCGUCAGGUGGGACGGUCUUGAUGGGGGGUCGAGCAUGCGGACGUCCAUUGCGAGAGCAUGAAAAUAGUGAAGACCAAGCGGGAUUACAGGAUUGGCGACGAGGUGUUUGCGAAGUUUCCUGAAGACUGUCUGAUGUACCUUGGCACGGUGCUCAAGAGAAACACGGACGGCACGUUUCAGGUUAGAUGGGAAAAUGUUGAUGGCGGUCCCGAGGAAUCGGUCGUGAGCGCUAAUGAUAUGAAGGUCCCGCCAAUCCCUUAUGACAAGCUCAAGGUUGGCCAGGUAUACACUGGCACCGUGACUCGCGUCGAAGAGGUUGGUGCUUUUGUUGGCGUCGGUGCCAACAGAGAGGGGCUGCUGCACGUGAGCGACAUAUUUAUGGGCAGGGUCGACGACAUCCACACGCUGCUCGAAGAGGACCAGGAAGUCAAAGUUUGGACCUGCGCCCUGGAUGAUGACAGCAAGUUUAGGUUGACCAUGAUCAUGGGUAGGAGGUAUGGUCAGGGUGGACGUCGUUUUACCAACCUCAGUGCGCUCGCAUGGGAAAUCGGUGAUGAAUGGCUUGACGGCGAGGUCGUGAGAGUCGUUCCUUGCGGUGCGUUCGUCGAUGUGAAAGUGGACGGCGUCGAGCAAGUCCGUGGCUUCGUUCACGUAUCCCACAUGUCAGAGACGUUCGUGGAAGACAUCAGCAGUGUCGUUGAGGUCGGGAAGGUGGUCCGGUUGAGGCUCGUGGACGUAAGAGGCAAGGGUGAAAAGUUGUCAUUCAGCAUGAGGAGCUCUGUCGUACCGAAUCCUGCACUGAAGACGAAGGUAGCUCCUGACUUCGGAACAUUCUUGAAAAUCGCACCGUCGACAUGGCUCAAGGGAAGGGUCAAUUGGCUUUCCCCAAAGGGCGCCUUUAUAGAACUGACGGAACCAGGUGGGCAUCGUGCCUAUCUCUAAGAUAAAGCUUGGGAAGCCCGUGAGGAACAUCAAUACAGAACUCCGCGUCGACGAAGAGGUGAAAGUGCGCGUCGUCAGCGUGGAUAUCGAAAAUAAUUUCAUGGAUCUGUCCAUGAGACCAUGGCGAGGCGAUUCCCAGUGAGGGAGGCCACCCCUCAUACAUUUCUUCCUCCGACACUUACUACAUUUACCUCCUACGGCUCGGUUUUGGUCGAGUCGCCCACCCCAGGAGCCUUGGGCCUGUGUUAUACUUGCGGCCGUCGUUGAAUUUGAAACUUGCGCGUUGGUCAACCGCUCGUAGUGUACGUUCUGUGUCUCAGGACGAGGGCGACGAAGGAAGAAGCAAACAAAGAAACAAAUCAGCGCAGUUCGUUUCUGAGUGUGUGCCCUCGCCUGAACGGAAAGCCCAAUGGACAGUUGUCUUACACGCGGGCGUUUCCCAGAGUGAAACAAGGAAUGCUUCCAGGGACGCGCGAGAAGGGGACGACUGGAGACAGGAUGGCGCGUUGCAUACAGCAUCGUUGAUGCAUGUUGUGCCUGCUCUCCUCUCCCUCCCCCUGGCUGGCGAUUGCUUCGCUGGCCGGUCAGCGCUGUCAAGAUGGCCCCGUUUUGGGGAAGUGCUCUGCGAAUCCGCAGGCGGGACCGAGAGUUCUCUCGCCACCUUGGGCGCCGCUCAA